AUGAUAAUUUCGAAUAAGUCAGAUAACGAGUCGGCGGCAUUUACGGCAAGCAUCGGGCAACGUGGUGUGGCGGAGACGUUGCGGGGUGCAGCCGAGCUUGCAGCCAAAACCGAUGCAGAGGCACGGGUAUUGGGCGGGUUGGAUGGGGUGGGCGGGCCGCUGCUCAACGCAGCGUCGCGCGUGCCGCGGAUCUCGUUUCUCUUGUGCGAUACAGACACUGGUGCGGUGGCCGCAGAACCGGUACCGCCGCAAUCCGCGCUUGUAGCACCGCAGGGAGCCUUCAGCUUCACGUCGCCCAAGUUGGCGAAGUUCCAGGAGUGUGCCUCGCCGGUUGUAACGGUUAACCGUGGAUUUCGGUACACGAUCAAGGAGGAGGAGGACCUGACGAGCGAAAGAAAGGCGCGCAAGAACUUCAAACUGCCCGAGGACAUAGUGUUCACCGGAGGGUUCCUCAGGAACACCAUGCUUCGGUACUACGACACGGAGGUGCUCCGAAGCAGCGACAAGAAGUAUGUACCAGGGCAGGACGGUGACCAGUUUGCACAGACGUUGAAAGACGUGCGGCAGGCCGAAGUUUUGUUCGAAAACCAGUCUGUGGAGGGCUUGACGCCCUUCCUUGAGGCCAAGGCAGGCUCCUUGGGCCCGGAGAUUCGCGACUUCCGCACGAUCAUUGCCCUUCAACGGCGGCAGGUGGAGCAUCAGGUCUCAUUGCAGUUCGGAAUCAAUCCGGAUCAGGUAGAGGACAAAAGCGAUGUGUUCCAUUUCUCGAUUAUUUCACGCAAGUGCGAGCACGACGACCCUGCAGUGAAUAUCACGAGUGGGUGGAUGCAUUUGAUUGCGACAUAUGAGCUUGCGCUACUUCUUGAGUUCAUUUUUGGCGAUAUCGAUGAGAACAUCUGGGCGAAUGAUGAGCUUCUAAGCGCCGAGGUAGCAAACGAUCCAAAGAAGCGGUACCAAUCACGCAUGCGUUCACGGUACAAAGGUGCCAUAUUUAUUACAGUCUAUGCCUCUCGUAAAUUGAAUAAGAAUACCCCAGGGUUUUUGGAGGGCAAUAGCAGCGGUGAGGAAGAGGUCGCCAUGGACGCCUGCGCGGUUGGUCGCAAGAAAGCCAAGAUAAAGAUAAAACGAAAGACCCUCCGCUUGAAGGCUGCAAUUUACGAUCAAAUGCUUUCUUACCGCAUAGGAGUCACAGGGCAGCCGUCGCAUUCUUUGGUUAAGGUGGACAAGCUUAAAUGGAUCAUUGAACGUUCUGUCGAAGCGUAUUCAUGGGUAAAUCCCUCAAAGGCCCCCGCGGGUGGCUAUAAAAGGUUGUUUUAA
Molecule: messenger RNA, 1317 nt
Organism: Eremothecium gossypii ATCC 10895
Lineage: Eukaryota; Fungi; Ascomycota; Saccharomycetes; Saccharomycetales; Saccharomycetaceae
Product: ABL053Wp
Exons: 1
Coding region: 1-1317 (438 amino acids)
Source: RefSeq, marked provisional